Molecule: messenger RNA, 694 nt
Organism: Paramecium pentaurelia
Lineage: Eukaryota; Ciliophora; Oligohymenophorea; Peniculida; Parameciidae
Source: the annotation of a GenBank genome assembly
AUGAAUAUUAAAGAACUUAAUUAGUUUAUACUUGAUUAUGAACUUAAACCUUCUUAAAAACUAAUUAAAUACCUUGUAAUCAUUGGAAUUUCAGCUAUGAAAAGUAAAACCUAAGACAUUUCCAUUGAAACAAUCAAACUAAUUGCAAGUUAUAAUUUCAAAUUUUCAUUAUUUUUAGGCUCUUGUAAAUAACAAAAACUAAGAGAUGGAAUGGCAGAACUUAAAGAAAAAGUUAUUAAUAUAUAAUAAUCUUUAUCUCCAAAAAAUGGAAACUUUAAUUUUAAUGAACUUAAAAAAUCUGUUUAAAAUUCUAAAGAUCAAUUAAUGAAUUCACAAUUUUCACCAAUUCUUAAAAAAAAGGAUGAUUUAUAAAAUAGAUCUAAAAAGGAUCAAAUAAACUAAGAUAUUGAAUUGAAUCUGAAAUCGUUAAAUUUCAAUAAAAAAGAAAAUAAUUAACUAACCUAUCAAUUUUAAUAGCAAACUAAACCAUACUAAUAAAUCUAAUAAUCUAACAAUUAUUUUACAUAAAAAAAGGUUAGUCUUGAUUAAAUUGCAAAUAAUUUUCUUAGUUCCCCUUUAGUAAAAAAUCCUGUGUCAGCUAGAAAUAUUACUUAAAAAGAAAGCGAACUUAAAUGUAAUUAUAUAUUAUUUAUGUUUAAUAGAUUUCUUUUAGAAUUCAUGGAAAUUAAUUUGA